Castor canadensis (American beaver) is the source of this 3799-nucleotide messenger RNA. RefSeq names its product TGF-beta activated kinase 1 (MAP3K7) binding protein 1 (gene Tab1). Gene Ontology annotation, molecular function: protein serine/threonine phosphatase activity. The record is from RefSeq and is a predicted model, not a curated record. Gene Ontology annotation, biological process: protein dephosphorylation. Gene Ontology annotation, cellular component: cytosol. Lineage: Eukaryota; Metazoa; Chordata; Mammalia; Rodentia; Castoridae.
CCUCCACGGCUCCUUCAGCCGCUCUAGCCACUCUCUUCACUGCUCCGCCGGAGGCGGGCGCGCCGCGGGGGUCCUCCAAGAUGGCGGCGCAGAGGAGGAGCCUGCUGCAGAGUGAGCAGCAGCCAAGCUGGACGGACGACCUGCCACUCUGCCACCUCUCUGGGGUCGGCUCAGCUUCCAAUCGCAGCUAUUCUGCUGAUGGCAAAGGCACUGAGAGCCACCCUCCAGAGGACAACUGGCUUAAGUUCAGAAGCGAGAAUAAUUGCUUCCUGUAUGGGGUCUUCAAUGGCUAUGAUGGCAACCGGGUAACCAACUUUGUGGCUCAACGGCUGUCUGCAGAGCUCCUUCUGGGCCAGCUCAACACUGAGCACACUGAGGCAGACGUGCGGCGUGUGCUGUUGCAGGCCUUCGAUGUGGUGGAGAGGAGCUUCCUGGAGUCUAUUGAUGACGCUUUGGCAGAGAAGGCAAGCCUCCAGUCCCAGCUGCCGGAGGGCGUCCCCCAGCACCAGCUACCUCCGCAGUAUCAGAAGAUCCUGGAGAGACUCAAGGUGCUGGAGAGGGAGAUUUCAGGAGGGGCCAUGGCCGUCGUGGCUGUCCUUCUGAACAACAAGCUCUAUGUCGCUAAUGUUGGUACCAACCGGGCACUACUGUGCAAGUCUACGGUGGAUGGGCUACAGGUGACGCAGCUGAAUGUGGACCACACCACAGAGAAUGAGGAUGAGCUUUUUCGCCUUUCACAACUGGGUUUGGACGCGGGAAAGAUCAAGCAGGUGGGGAUCAUCUGUGGGCAGGAGAGCACCAGGCGCAUCGGGGAUUACAAAGUCAAAUAUGGCUACACUGACAUUGACCUGCUUAGUGCUGCCAGGUCCAAACCGAUCAUCGCAGAACCGGAGAUCCACGGUGCACAGCCUCUGGACGGGGUGACUGGCUUCCUGGUGCUGAUGUCUGAGGGGCUAUACAAGGCCCUGGAGGCAGCCCAUGGGCCUGGCCAGGCCAACCAGGAGAUCGCCGCAAUGAUCGACACCGAAUUCGCCAAGCAGACCUCUCUCGAUGCGGUGGCCCAGGCUGUAGUGGACAGGGUGAAGCGCGUCCACAGUGACACUUUUGCCAGUGGGGGGGAGCGUGCCAGGUUUUGCCCACGGCAUGAGGACAUGACCCUGCUGGUGAGGAACUUCGGCUACCCGCUGGGAGAGAUGAGCCAGUCCACAGCAGCCCCAGCUUCAGGGGGUCGUGUGUACCCUGUGUCUGUACCCUACUCCAGUGCCCAGAGCACCAGCAAGACCAGUGUUACCCUGUCUCUCGUCAUGCCUUCCCAGGGCCAGAUGGUCAACGGUGCCCACAGUGCUUCCACUCUGGAUGAAGCCACUCCCACCCUUACCAACCAGAGUCCAACCCUGACCCUGCAGUCUACCAACACACACACACAGAGCAGCAGCUCCAGCUCUGACGGGGGUCUCUUCCGCUCCCGGCCAGCCCACUCACUCCCACCAGGUGAAGAUGGCCGUGUGGAGCCCUACGUGGACUUUGCUGAGUUCUACCACCUCUGGAGUGUGGACCAUGGCGAGCAGAGCGUGAUGACGGCGCCAUAGCUUGGCAAGAAGUGCAUCCUAAGCAGGACCUUGUGUGGGGACAGGGACCCAGCAAUGGAACAGGGUAGAGUUAGCCUUUCCUAACCUUGCCUGUGUCAUGGGGCCAUUUGACACCCUAUUCUUGGCCUGCACCAGGCUCUGCCCCACAAUGCCUGGGGCUGUAGAGCUCUGUAGUGCAGAUCACACCACUUGUCCAUUCCUCACCACCACACCAGGGCUAGGAGCCAGGCCCCACAGGCAGCCUCAGCUAGGACCACAGUUGUUUCUUAGAAAAAGAGCCCAAGUGUGGAUGCUGUGGCUGGCCUCCAGGCCACCAAGGGUUUCUUCCCCACUGUACAACAGUGAGAGGAGGCCGUCCUGUGGACCCCAAGUACCACAGAUGCAACAGACACUACGCCCUCAGGGGCGCCCUCUCCCAUCACAGUCUCCUAGAAUAGCUAUGACCACUGCUAAUGCCUCACCUCUGGGCAGUGGCCCCAGGGUCUAAGGCUCUAGCCUCUCAGCCAACUCCUAGGUCCACAGUGGAACCGCUCAUGAUGCAUCUUCUUGGCCCUAGCUGUCAGUGGUAAUAUUUGUGAGGGCUAGGGUUGUCCACAGGGGAGCAGGUCACAUGGAAAGAUAACUGGCCGCAGCAGCACUAGUCCUGGAGCUGCCAAAGCAGAGCAGGCUGGUGGCUGGGCUUCCUAGGGGCGCAGGAGGUGAGGCUGGCCCUCUGAGCUGUGUUGGUGGCGGGAAAGAUAAGGCUAGGCCUACUGAGCAGCUGGAGUGGUUGAUUUUGUCAGACCCAGUUUGGAGUUUGGGAAUCUCAACGUCCAGGUGAGCCCAUAAUUCCUGCCCUGCCUCCUCCCUGCUGGUGCUGGGGAGACCAUGAUGGGAGGCUGAGAUGGUGGCCUUUACACUGAGGAUGAGUCUGGACUGCUUUGCAUGACAGCCAUGGGUGGUGCUUCAGGCUGGGGGCUCAGUUCAAAGAGUGGAAAAUGCUUCCAAGAGGCAAGAGGUUCUCUGAGCCCCCACUGUCCAGAAAGGCAAGACUUGGGGAUGUGUGCAAUGUUUACAAACAGAGGAAAGGAUCAGCUGGCCAAGACAUCCUACACACGUUCUCUGCCACCAGAGAACGCCCCCGAUGGCGCUUCUUAUUCAGAGGAGGCAGCAGGCGGCUCUUCACCUGAGUUGCGCCAUCAGUGAUGAGCCUGAGGCCUUUUUGUUAGUGUGGCCCACAGGGCGCUGCCACCUCUCCCAGCCUCUGUGUCCCAGUGUUCCAGCCACAGCUUGCUGGGGACCAGCUGCUGGGGGACAGUACCCAGUGUGCUUGCUGUCUGCAAAGUCAAAGGCCAGUUCCAAAGUCCAUGCUCUCGCUGCAGUCCAGGAAUCCAUUUUCCUGCAGCAGAGCCAGCAGUGUACUACCAGGGAGAGCCUGGGUUUCUGGGGAAGUGAAGUCUCAGCAGAAGAAGAAGGUCAUCCUGGUGGCUAGCCCAGCCACCCUCCACUGGAAAGUCAUCUCUCUGUGGAUCGGCAGAUUUUUGCUCACUCACAAAGACUUGGGGAUAAAGAGGACUCUCCCAGGAAUGUCUGGAGCUGUUUGGUCUGUAGAAAAAAAAUUGUGUUCUUUAUGCUAUAAAGUAAUACAUAGCGGUGUGCUAUGUCUUCAUGCUAACAGUGCUGUCUUUUGUCUCCUGUAACAAGCGUGCCCUGGGAAGUGGCUGCCUUCUCCCGUUCUUCUGGGUAGGCUGGUAAGUGACUGGGCUAGGAUUUGAACCCAGGCCUCCUGACUGCAUUCACACUGCUGCCUGGCUACCCAAGGGGAGCACGGGCUGCAAAGAGUGGCAGUCUUCCCUACUGCAUCAGGUCCUCCGGUCACACUUCUCCCUGUUCUAUGAGUAUGAGCCCAGAGUAUGUGCCUCUAUGGCGGGGCUCAGUUCACCAGGGCAGGGGUCCUUGCCCUCUCACCAGCUAGCUGGCUUUAUUUGGCUUUGUUUCAGUGAAGGAUAUUCUAUAAAUAUAGUCCAUAGCGUGCCUCCUUCUGCUCCCUGGGACUUAACUCAUCCCUCUAAGGAGCAUCUGUGACAAACUGAAAGGCUGUGUUUGCUCAGGAACAAAGCCAAGCUCUGUUUGGUCAGAGGGUCCCAGAUGUCCCUUCCCCUCUGCUAGGCAGGGGCUCUUAGAGGAGGGGUCCCCAUGCAGAGCCUCCUGUCAGGAUCUACCCCUUCAGA